UUUAGGGAGCUCAAAUUGUCGAGCGCAGGUGAAGAAGGUGGUGAUUACUGGCCGCCGGUUAUCAGUUUGCCGAGAUAACAGUAUAGUCGAGACUCGCGAAAUGAGUAAACGCGAUGACAUACCACCAACGUUAAUCAGUGCGUAACUUUAACUCGGUCUGAACGGCAGCAGGUUAAACGCCCACAUUUCGGGGGAUCUUUACCACAACAGCAGCUACAAACAAAAUCAUUCACAUCCAGAGAUAGAAAAGAGAUUUGUGUGCACCUCUUUUGUCGACACGGAUGCAUCAUGGAUAUGGAAAGUGUCACAUAUGCGUACAUCUCCGAACCGGUUGAGUUUAGGCAGCUGGAGGGCAAAGCCAUCGAUUUUCGCAAGACGUUCGAUGUGCGCGGUCGCGGCACCGAUGAAAUGCUCCAAUUAUAUUUGCGCAAGGCCAAUCUAUCCGAUGAUCUCGACGCGAUACCGGCGAUGCAGCGACGUGCCUAUGUUUACGACAUUAUUAGAAGUCAUAAGAGUCCCGGUUAUUGGGUGGUAAAUUGUGCUUUUAAAAAUAGCAACAGCAACCGCAUCAUCAUCAUCGUCACCACCAUAGUCAUCAUCAAACUCAGUCAUCAGCCGUUUGCGGUCACAGCAGCUUUGUUCAUCUUUGUUCUAUGUGUGUAUUUGCAGCCACCGUUUAUGCAGGUGAGCAGUGACGUGUUUGCACAGCCACCGCCCGCAGUUCUACCGCCACCAUCAGCUCGCUCCACACCGGGUUCCGAACGUCGUCUCUUUGGCGCAGACGCUGCCAGCUUAAAAAUGAGCUAUUCCUCCUCAUCAAACAGUUUGAACAGUAUUGGCGGUGCCUCGAGUGGUGCUCUGCCAGGUCCCAGCUUUAGCACCAGCGUUCUCACCAGCAAAAAGGGCUCCAAGUAUGAGAUUAGCGGACCAGUCAACUUUCAGCAUGUCUCCGGAGAUGUCACCAGGGAUCGCACUCGCAACGCAUUUGAUUUGAAUGAGUCGAACAAUGACAAUGUGCUCAAAAAGUACAUGAUGGAGCAUAGGAUCACGGAGGAGGAUGUGGCGGGCAUGCGACGCCAGGAUCUCAUCAAGAAGAUUGUGCACUCCAAUUUUACCUGGCUGCCCAAAAAGGAUCAGCCAGCCAAGACGAAAGCUGCACCAGCUACGCUGCAGUAUGCCACCAUUUCCACUAACAAUCAGAUAACUCCGCCACCUUCUCCUCCGCCGACACAUCGAAAUCCUCCUUCGGCUCAAUUCUCCAACUAUGCCACGCUAACUUCGCGCUUCGUGGACAUCUCCGAUAUGGAUGCGCCUUCCAUGGGUCCACCACCGCCGUCAAGUCACAGACAGCCAGAAGUUGUGGGCACUGUGGUGCCCGUGCAAUUGCAGAACAACAGAUCCAAAGUGCCACCACCUCCCUCGGCUGUCACGGCGGCCAACACACGACCCAAACAGCCGCAAGUGCCACAGCAGCUGACGGUUGAAGUACGUCCUUCGCAGACAAAGACAUCGACUGACAUGUAUGCCACCAUUGGUCCGACGCAGCGCAAGGUGGGCACAAUGCGUGUGCCUCCUCCAGCGCCUCCCAAGCCUUCAGUAGCGCCCAGUGCAACGACAGCCCAAGUGCAAUAUGCGCCUACCAAACAGGCGCCUCCUCCGCCUGCGGUCAAGGCCGCUCCACAGCCACAGUAUGUUCCUCCAACUCCAUAUGGAGCGCGAAGUGAGACACAGAAUGCUGCUCCAACGGCAGCCCGCAGUGCGGCUCCUCCCUUUGCCGCUGAGCUCGUGCAGUCACGUUUUGGUGGUCCACAGACGCGACCACAGGCUGCUACUCAAUUGCCAGUGCAGAAGCCAAAAACGACAACUGCGAUUCCGCCGCCGCCGCCACCACAACCGACCAGCGGAGCAGCAGCACCCCCACCGCCACCUCCGAUGCCAGCAGCUGCUCCAAUACCGCCACCACCGCCGCCAGUAGCAGCUGGAGGAGUACCGAUGCCUCCACCUCCGCCACCAGCUGGAGGAGCACCGAUGCCACCGCCGCCGCCAUCAGCGGCGAUGGGUCUUAAAAAGUCUGAACCAGUCAAGACAGCGCCAACAGCUGCUGCAGGUGGUGGAGGCGACGAUCGCGAUGCAUUCUUGCUAAGCAUACGCAAGGGCGUCACACUAAAGAAAGUCGACCGGAAAUCAGCCACAAUUAGCGGCAUUAAGCCACGUGCUGAAAAGAAGCCAGCCACCAUGGAUUUCCUGAGUGAACUUAAAUUAGGCAUCACGUCGCGACGAGUCAAAAAUCCAGCCGAUAAUCCUUACUCCGAAGCCAACACCGGCAAUGAAUCACAGGCGUAAAUUUGAAUUCGUCAACCUUUUUCACUAAAAUGGGCAACGCUGUGUACUAAGAUUGACCACCACUACCUACAUUUAAAGUGACCAGCCUACGAGCGAAAUUCAAAAAAAUUAUUGCAUACUUUAAUUACUUAUUUGCUAAAUUACAUUUAUUUAUAUGUAUAUAUACCAUACCUAUAUAACGCACACUGCUGAGCUUUAAAAUAGCAAUAACAGCACAUUAAUUACGAUAUAGACAAGAAUGUUCUUCAUGACAUUUACAAUUACCAGUGAAAUCUGUAAAUAAAUACACUUGUGUAUA
This is a messenger RNA of Drosophila albomicans, 2641 nucleotides long. RefSeq lists its product as uncharacterized. NCBI's taxonomy places the organism in Eukaryota, Metazoa, Arthropoda, Insecta, Diptera, Drosophilidae. Gene Ontology annotation, cellular component: cytoplasm; actin filament. Gene Ontology annotation, molecular function: actin binding; microtubule binding. The record is from RefSeq and is a predicted model, not a curated record. The transcript has 4 exons. The coding region runs from base 289 to 2343 and encodes 684 amino acids. Gene Ontology annotation, biological process: actin filament polymerization.